CCUAGAUGAAGAAGUGUCAUUGUUGUUUGGCGAUUUAGUGCGGAAAUUCCUUGGUUUUUAAUCAAACGUAGAUCACGACAGAUAAAGUUAAUACAGGUUAAACAAAACUAGAAUCCUGUUAAAGGUUUCUGUUUCAUCAUUUUUCACAAUUCCAUAAAACGUAAAGUGUAAAUUAUUGAUCUGGCAAUGACGUACUAACAUACUUUGACAUAACCAUAACCUCUUCAAAUCAGCUGUUUGCUGUUUAUUUGUAUCAAUUUGGAACUUCCUUGGAAUUUUUUGGAAAAAAUUCAGAAUGCAAUUCAGGUCGAACGAGUAAUAAUACCCUCGGCUCAGUACCUGUUUUGCAUUUUAUUUCUGUUCAACUGGAUACGUGUUUAGAUAGAGCAAUGGAUAUCCUGUCCAUCAGUGCAAAUAAUCAGGAAAAAGCAGCAAUAAAACCUAUAGCUGGAAAAAUUUUGCUUGGUGUGACUGGUGGUUUAGCGAUAGGCUUAACAGCAAUUUUUGCACCAUUUGUAAGUCCUGCAUUAAGGAAAUUCUGCUUACCUUACAUCCCAGCAACAAAUGAACAAAUCAAGAACAUUUUAAAUGGUCUGAAAGGCAGAACAGGCACUGUGUUAGAUCUUGGGUCAGGAGAUGGUCGCAUAGUUUUACAUGCUGCCAAAAACAAGUUCAUUUCACAUGGUGUGGAGCUGAAUCCAUGGCUAGUGGCUUAUUCAAAAUUUGAUGCAUUUAGAAAAGGAUUGUCAGAUAAAACAAAGUUUUAUAGAAAAGAUCUAUGGAAAUAUGAUAUCUCAAAAUAUGAUAAUGUUGUCAUUUUUGGUGUAGAGCAAAUGAUGGGCGACUUGGAAAAGAAAAUCUUGAAAGAAUGCAAGUCUGAUUGUAAGAUUAUAGCAUGCAGAUUUCCCUUGCCAAACAUGGUACCUUCUACAGUUAUUGGACAUGGUAUUGAUACUGUUUGGGUUUAUGACUGUAAAAAAUCAUGACAAUUAUCAGAGUCUCAUUUCAGGAGACAGCUUUUUGAUUAUUUGCCUAUCGUCUAUUGUGUGUUGUCUAUUUAUUUAUUGAAUUAGCUUAUUCUACACAUCUUUCGAAUCUGCAAGACAGUCAUUUAGAAAUGUGAAUAGUACACUGUUUUAUGCUUUUACUAUAUGUCAAGUAAAUAAAAAUAAUCUGUUCUGCACAAAAAUCCUAUCCGCCAAACAAAUACGUUAUUUCGAUAAGUUCUACAUAUUUAACCCUUACACCGACCUUUAAAUUGUCGUAUCACGUAAUGGAGUCCAGAGAGUACCAACAAUAUGCUUUAAGCAGGUGUACUCUGCAGGUGUAAGAAUGUGCGAUAUUUAUCUUUCUAUAGCAUAAUGUGGUACGACGUUGCCAAGUCUACGUUUUAUCUUAGUCUAGGGAAAGUAGGUACAAUCUGGCAACACCGCACGGCUAGAGCUUCAAAUAAAGAAGGUACCUAUUGAACCCCAUGUAAUUCCAGAUCUCACCGUACCCUAUAGUCGUCGGACUGUUACUUAUUGAAUGGCCC
Molecule: messenger RNA, 1534 nt
Organism: Acanthoscelides obtectus
Lineage: Eukaryota; Metazoa; Arthropoda; Insecta; Coleoptera; Chrysomelidae
Source: the annotation of a GenBank genome assembly